AUGAAGCUGGCUCUCCUUCUGCCCUGGGCGUGCUGCUGCCUCUGCGGGUCGGCGCUGGCUACCGGCUUCCUCUACCCCUUCCCGGCCGCAGCCCUGCAGCAGCACGGCUACCCCGAGCCGGGCGCCGGCUCCCCUGGCAGCGGCUACGGCGGCCGCCGGCACUGGUGCCAUCACACAGUAACACGGACGGUGUCCUGCCAGGUGCAGAACGGCUCGGAGACAGUGGUCCAGCGCGUGUACCAGAGCUGCCGGUGGCCCGGGCCCUGUGCCAACCUUGUGAGUUACAGGACUCUGAUCAGACCCACAUACAGAGUGUCCUACCGAACGGUGACGGCGCUGGAGUGGAGGUGCUGCCCUGGCUUUACUGGGAGCAACUGUGAUGAGGAAUGCAUGAACUGCACCCGGCUCAGCGACAUGAGUGAGCGACUGAUCAUGCUGGAGGCCAAGGUUCUCCUGCUGGAAGCAGCGGAGCGGCCCCCAAGCCGAGACAAUGACCUGCCAGCCCCCCAGAGCACCCCACCACCCUGGAAUGAGGACUUCCUCCCUGACGCUAUCCCUCUCGCCCACCCAGGGCCCCGAAGAAGGCCCACAGGCCCAGCUGGGCCCCCAGGACAGACAGGACCACCAGGGCCUGCGGGCCCCCCAGGCUCCAAAGGUGACCGGGGCCAGGCAGGAGAGAAAGGCCCAGCAGGGCCUCCUGGCCUCUUAGGGCCGCCAGGGCCCCGCGGGCUUCCUGGAGAGAUGGGGCGCCCCGGACCCCCUGGCCCCCCCGGCCCAGCAGGCAGCCCGGGCCUCUCUCCAAAUGGCCCCCAAGGCGUCCUGUACUCCCUGCAGCCACCUACCGACAAGGACAAUGGAGACUCACAGCUGGCUUCUGCCGCCGUGGACACGGUGCUGGCCGGUGUCCCAGGACCCCGGGGUCCCCCCGGCCCUCCAGGUCCCCCAGGACCACACGGUCCCCCAGGGCCCCCAGGUGCACCUGGAUCCCAGGGCCUGGCUGGAGAGCGGGGCAUGACGGGGCCGUCUGGCGAGCCGGGCAGGAAGGGGGAAGAGGAGGAGAAAGCUGCUGCGGAGGGCGAGGGGGUACAGCAGCUACGGGAGGCCUUGAAGAUCCUGGCAGAGAGAGUCCUCAUUCUGGAGCACAUGAUUGGGAUCCACGAUCCCCUGGCCUCCCCCGAGGGGGGCUCCGGCCAGGAUGCCGCCCUGAGAGCCAACCUCAAGAUGAAGCGUGGCGGCGCCCCGCCCGAUGGCUCCCUCGCUGCCCUGCUUGGCCCUUACCCUGUGCAGAAGAGCACAGGCCGGGCCAGCAGCGGAAAGUAAGGGCCCAACUCUCCAGGACAAACCCAGCCUACCAGAGACCCAGCCCUGAAGCCUGUGCCGCCACUGGAUCCUGAAGGCACCCCUGAUGGAACUGGGCUCCAGGCACGGACAAUCAUGAGGGACAUUGGCCCCUAGGGCUUGGGGGCCUUGGGGACAGAUGGUACCCCCAGUGGCAGGGUCCAGAGGGGCCCAGAACCCUUGGCAGAGCCCUGUUCUUGUUCCUGCCCUCCCGUUUCCCACCCCCUUCAGGAGACAGAGUGUGGGUGGGCCAGGCAGGGUUUGAGAAUAAUCAUAAUACUUAUCAUUUACUGAGUUCCUGUGAGGUUUGGGCCUGUCCAAGGGGCUCUCCCUACAUUGUCUCAUUUAACCCUUAGGAGGUAGGCUUGUCACCCCCACUUUACAUGGGGAACAGAGGCUUGGAGAGGAUCAAUAACCUGCAAAGCCACCAGACCAUGGAGGGCUGGGGCAGGAUUUGAACCCAGGCCUCUCAGUUCCUGAACUUUCUACCUGGCCAUCUUCCCCUCUUGACAAGAAACUCAGACAGCACGAGCACAGGGCUGUGGGGAGGCUGGACCAGAGAGGGGGAAGGAGGACAGGGCCCUGGCUCGGGGCCAGGGAGACCCUCCAUAAACCAUGACGUCACCAGGACCUGGGGGUUGAGAAAGGAGCGUUAGGGUGCCAGGGUCCUCAAACCAAAUUGCACAGCCCACAGCUGCCUCCCAGUCUCUCUGAGCCCCGCCCCCCCAGGGCCUCCCACCCCUGAGCCGGAGGAGGGAGGAUUUGAUGGAACAUGUGCCCUCAAGGGGAGUCACUGGCAGCCCCGCCCUCUCCCAGUCUCUAGGAUCUGUAGGGUUGGCCAUUUCUGCAUCACAUGACUAGUCUAACUUCCUCUUGAUGAAGUGGAGAAAGGAGGGCUGCCAGGGUCCCAGGCCCUGCAGGGGACAGGUGCGCCCACCCUCAGUGCGGUGGACCCAGGCAGCCUGGGUCCCUGGUGCCCCAGACAGAGCAGCUCAGACCAUAGCCCUCAAAGCCAUUCAAGGCCGCUCAGGCCAUGGGUCCCCUGUGACCCGCACACCCUGGUGCUCUUCUCUUGCUGGGCCAGGACCCACACUCAAGCAAGGGCAACUCCGAGAUUCAUAGGUGCUGGCACCACCCCGAGCACGGUCCCCUUGCAGCAGGACCCCAUCCGUGCCCGGCACUCUAGGUGCCCCUGGGAGGCCAUGGCCCGCUCCCCACCCUGGUAACCUCCUCUGCUCCCAAGGCUCUGGCUGCCCCUCUUGAGGCAGAGCUGUCCCUGGGACCAAGGUGCAGCCUCCCACAGGCCUGUCUUCGUGGGGGGUGGUCAGAGGUGG
Molecule: messenger RNA, 2672 nt
Organism: Molossus molossus (Pallas's mastiff bat)
Lineage: Eukaryota; Metazoa; Chordata; Mammalia; Chiroptera; Molossidae
Gene: COL26A1
Product: collagen type XXVI alpha 1 chain
Exons: 13
Coding region: 1-1320 (439 amino acids)
Molecular function (GO): protein binding
Source: RefSeq, a predicted model, not a curated record